ACCGAGAUUUGGAAUAUUACGUUACAGUCCUGCAGGAAAAUGGCGGCUGUCAUUCAUAAUCCUCUCAAAUCGCUGGGUGACCAGUUCUAUAAGGAGGCCAUUGAACACUGCCGCAGCUACAAUGCCCGACUCUGUGCCGAGCGCAGUGUGCGCAUGCCCUUCCUGGACUCGCAAACGGGCGUUGCACAGAACAACUGCUACAUCUGGAUGGAAAAGCGCCACCGCCAGCCAGGCCAAGCAGCGGGACAGAUGUAUACCUACCCUGCUCGAUGCUGGAGAAAGAAGAGGCGACUCCACCCUCCUCUGGAUCCCCAGCUCCGCCUGUGUGAGCUUCGACUAGAAGCUGAGCUUGCCCCAAAGCGGGAGGUGCCCCCGGGGGAGGCCACAGCCUUGGAGGCCCUUCUCAGGGGGGACAGCCUGCUGGAGAAAAAGAACAGCAUCUGUAAGGAGGAGGAGACGUUGCUGGAAAUACAGAGAGUACUGGAUGCAGACGAGAAUGGGGACGGUUUCAAUGAUGAGGACGACUUUGAACUGGACACUCCAAAGAGAAAGAACAGAAACAGAGGCAAAAACAGAUCAAGUCGCAGGAGAACAGAUCCCGUCAACACCGAGGACCAGGACAAACCUUACGUCUGUGACAAUAGACACAAACAAAAGCAUAACUCAAAAAAGGCUGAAGAAGUCUGUGGGAAGCGCUACAAGAACCGGCCCGGCCUGAGCUACCACUACACCCACACUCACCUGGCGGAGGAGGAGGGCGAGGAGGAGAAAGAACCAGAGAUGAGUCCAUCUCCUCCACGGAGCGCAGACAACCACAAACCUCAGAAGGCCGCAGACGGUUCCAUCAUCCCCAACGACUACUGCGACUUCUGCCUGGGAGAUCAGGACUCCAACAGAAAGACGGGCCAGGCCGAGGAGCUGGUGUCCUGCUCUGACUGUGGACGCUCCGGUCACCCAACGUGCCUGCAGUUCACCGACAACAUGAUGCAGGCGGUGAGGACGUACCAGUGGCAGUGCAUCGAGUGCAAGUCCUGCAGCCUCUGUGGAACCUCAGAGAACGAUGACCAGCUGCUGUUCUGCGAUGACUGCGACAGAGGAUACCACAUGUACUGCCUGAAGCCUCCAAUGCAUCAGCCUCCGGAAGGGAGCUGGAGCUGUCACGUGUGUCUGGACCUGUUAAAGGACAAGGCCUCAGCCUAUGGAGAAGCAUAACAACGUCCUCGACCAUUUCUUGACACGCACAUACACAAGACAUAUAUUUGUCUACACACAUAUAACUGCCCACACAUAAGCAGAAGCUUUAUCUCAUAUCAAACACACACACAGACACAGACACACACACACACACACACUCCAGUGCAUUAGCAGGCUCAGGGCAGUUUCCUGUGUGAGGCGCAGGCAUCCUCUACCUCUCAUGAAGCCACAGCAACACGCCAGAUGCGAACGCCAUCACGCCACGCGAUCUCGACCAUAAGUCAGCGAACAUGCCAUUCAGUCAUCCCUCUACCUCCCCACUCGGCAAUCAGCAGACAGCAAGAAUCCCAAGCAAGAGUUAAAAAAAAGGUGGAUACACAAAUCGGCCACAAUUUAAGAAAACAGGGUGAAAUGAUCGAUGAAAAGUGAAAGUAUUUUGUAAAUCGCACAACUGAUUCUUACCAUCAUCUGAACAAGUGCCCUGUUUUAAUAUUGUGGCUGAGCUGUGUUUAUUCAUUUAAAAGCAAACAUCUGAAUUCUCUGGAUGUCGUCCCCCACCCCCCCGAUUUAAAUGCAUUGGAGUAUAAUUUAGAUGACGUUUCUCUCAGAGUAUUUAAGCUGUUUCACUUGCCUCCCUCGCUGCUCGGACUCUACAGUGGGGGAACUUGAGUGGGUUUUGACUGAUGUUUGUUUAAAUCCAGCUCCGGCCCCUCUCUUGUGUUUAAACUUUACGGUGACAUUCCUACAGUAAAUGUCCUUAUAUCUGGACAGACUCAGUGUUGGUUAUGCCGUCUUACACAGUAUUUGUCAACCCGGGCGGAAUUUAUGUCCAAUGCUGAGGGGAAACGCGGCGUCGAAGCGGCCUCGACUGUCACUCCUUACGGAUUGUGUUGACAUUUUUUAUCCGCGUCUGUUUUCUGUAUCCUUGUAGUUACUAGGAUACCACGGUGCUCACAUGUAACACUUUACACAAGAUUUAACCUGUCUUUAAAUAGAAUGAAACAUGUAUUCAUGCGUUGCGGAUAGUGCACCAAUGUUACUGUUAUGAAGAUCAUGAUUACUGUAAAUCAGUGGUUCCCAGACUUUUACUGUCACGCACCCUAUGGACAACAAAAAGCUUAUAUGGCCUUUAACCCACCACAAGCAAACUUGCACAUUAGAAGCAUUUCUGUCAUCUGGUAACAAUACUGGUGACAAAAUAAGAAAUGUAUUGAAAUAAUGAUAUGAAGAUUAACUAUAUUUUCUCUGCUUUUUCACGAGUUUCUUUUGUUUGAAUGAAAAAACAAGAGCCUUUUCACUGUUUGUCAUAUCAUAAAACCUUGGCUCCAAUAAAGUUAAUGUUCCAGUGCUGAAAUUUAGUUUUUGUAACCCGUAACACCACAUCAAGUCGUUUGGAGGGUUGGAAGUAAUUAGAUUACAACUAGUUUAUUUCAUAGAAGAGCACAUAGACAUGCUAAUUAAUCCUUUCUUCUGACUUGGGUUUUUUGGUUUUUACAAAAGUCACAAAAAAAAAGUCUAGUUUUCCAGACUCUUUGUCUACCAAAGACUGCAAGUGCAUCGUUUACACAGCUUCAGCAUGUGGAACCAGAAGAACCCUCAGUAAUGUGCAUACCUCUGCGGAGGCCCAACACUAAACCACAUUUAAAUUCACCAGAUCUGGAUUUUUAUAUGAAUCUGCAAACAAACUGCACACAAUCGCAGACAUUAGCCCCCCUAAAUAUGCUUGAAUUUCAAUAUCUGUGAAUUAUUCUCAGAGAAAUUAGGGAACAUGUUGCAAAAACUCGCACUGUUAAAGGAAAUGAAAAGAUUUUCCUCCACAACUUGAUCUGGAUGUGCGAUAAGAUUUAGUGGGUUGUCCCCUGACCCACACCACAUCCUUCCAUCAAGUUUUUGCAAAAUCCUGUUUUAAGACAAACAACAAAUGCAGAGGAAAACAUAACUUUUUUUGACUAUUUAUAUUGUUAGUUUCAUGAUGUAGUUAGUUACACUUGUGUUGGGCAGGUAAAAUCCUGUGCUGUGAAAAAAGGCUCUUCACCUUUGCACAUUCCACCCGGGUCCUAUUCGCCCCUCCAAAGGGCCCCACGCCACGGUUUGGGAACCACUGCUGUAAAUUCAUCAGUUCAACAUGUGUUCAUUCAUUCAAUCUCCAUUCAUCAGUGUUUGGAGGAGGCCCUCCAUGUCCUGAGGAGGCAGUAUUUACUGGUGUGUUGUAUCUGGAAGUUGGCACAGUUAAUGUUAUAAUAUUUUUACAGUUUUUUCCAUUUUCAUUCUGCUGUUUUUACCAUAAAAUAAAAAUCUUCAUCGGUUCAAUGUUUUGUUUUUGUAAUGUGCAAACAUUUGGUAGCACUAACUCAAAACAUCCCAUAAAAACAUGUUUGCUCAUAAACAUCCGUAUCGUACACAUGGUGUGUAAGCCUUGACAGGAUACCAAAUUCUGCAUUUGUGUGUUUUGCUAUUGUGAAUUUGUAUUUGAUCUUGCUUUUCCACCGACAAUCAUGAGCUUAGAUAUAUGGUGUUCAUAACAUACAGAGGUUCUUUUUUUUUUGUAUUGUGUUUUUCCAUUGCAGGCAUAAUGACCCUGUGUGUCUUCCUUCCUUCACUCUUAUUUGAUGCCAUCACCUACAGUGAUUCAAAAUGUAUGUUGUAUUUUGUUAAAGUAAAUGUUUGGUGCCGAAU
Molecule: messenger RNA, 3870 nt
Organism: Limanda limanda (common dab)
Lineage: Eukaryota; Metazoa; Chordata; Actinopteri; Pleuronectiformes; Pleuronectidae
Gene: dpf3
Product: double PHD fingers 3
Exons: 12
Coding region: 40-1212 (390 amino acids)
Biological process (GO): nervous system development
Cellular component (GO): nBAF complex
Source: RefSeq, a predicted model, not a curated record